AUGAAUUACUCAAUCAAAUUAGGUUUGUUCUUUGUUUCUAUGGAAAAGAGGCUAAGGGCAGCUUGUAAUGCUUCCGAUGCAAAGAUAGAUAAUGUUGCCAAGGUUCUUCAUGCUAUUUUAUGUCAAUAUGAAAAAUCCAUUCAAACUCCAGAGAAGUGGCAAAAACUUGUUGUCUUCUUACAGCAAAGUUUUGAAGGCCCGAUACUAGACCUAAUCAGGAGAUGGAUAAAUAAAGUUGAACAGAGUAUAAAGAGUUGGAGUCAUUCAAAUGGUGAAGUUAAUGCUAGAAAAGUCCAGAAUAUUAAAAAGGAGCUGAAUGCUUUGGAGACUGGCCUAAUUGAUAAAGUUCCAUCUCAAGAGGAAGUGAUCCUUAAGAAAUCCCUUCAAGUUCAAUUGUGGGAUGCAGCUUAUGCUUAUGAAUCUAUGCUCAGACAAAAGGCUAGAGUAAAGUGGUUAAAAGAAAGGGACAACAAAUCUACCUAUUUUCAUAGAUUGAUCAACCAUAGAAGAAGAAAAAAUGCCAUUCAAGGUAUCUCCAUAGAUAGUGUGUGGGUGCAUGAACCCUGCAGUGUUAAAAAAGUAGCUAUCCUUUAUUUCAAGGACAGAUUUUCAGAGGAAGUUUCUAGUAGACCAACCUUGGAUGGUGUUCAGUUCUCUACUCUUGAUCCAAGAGAUAAAGAAAGCCUUGUGACUAGAUUUUCUGAAGUGGAGAUCAAAUCAGCAGUUUGGGACUGUGGGGGGACAAAAGCCCUGGUCCGGAUGGGCUAA
Messenger RNA from Glycine soja, 768 nucleotides. RefSeq lists its product as uncharacterized. The record is from RefSeq and is a predicted model, not a curated record. The transcript is spliced from 4 exons. The coding region runs from base 1 to 768 and encodes 255 amino acids. NCBI's taxonomy places the organism in Eukaryota, Viridiplantae, Streptophyta, Magnoliopsida, Fabales, Fabaceae.